UCUGUAUUUCUCUGUGUAUAUCUGUUGCUUAACAGGAUGAGAAGUACUGGCCUCUCAUGCCUCCCUUGCCUUCAUAUGGAUAUGGGCGAGAGCAUAUUGGACCACGCUAUGGGAGUUUAAUACAUGGCCAAAAUCUCAGAGAUGUUGUAAUCACAGGGCAUAAUGGUACCAUUAACGGGCAGGGUCAAACAUGGUGGAAGAAGUACAAACAAAGGCUUCUUAACAACACCAGAGGGCCGCUUGUCCAGAUUAUGUGGUCUAGUGACAUAGUGAUCUCUAAUAUAACAUUACGUGAUUCUCCAUUUUGGACGCUCCAUCCAUACGACUGCAAGAAUGUAACAAUCAAGAAUGUCACAAUUUUGGCACCCAUCUUUCAUGCUCCAAAUACUGAUGGCAUAGAUCCAGAUUCAUGUGAAGAUAUGUUGAUCGAGAACUGUUACAUCAGUGUUGGUGAUGAUGGCAUUGCGAUAAAGAGUGGUUGGGAUCAGUACGGAAUUUCCUAUGGACGCCCUUCAACAAAUAUAGUCAUCCGAAAUCUUGUCGUUCGUUCAAUGGUCAGUGCGGGCAUAUCGAUAGGAAGUGAGAUGUCUGGUGGGGUAUCAAAUGUCACUGUGGAAAACGUCCAUGUCUGGAACUCAAGGCGUGCUGUUCGCAUCAAAACAGCAGCUGGUAGAGGAGGAUACGUACGACACAUAGCAUACAGGAAUUUGACAUUUGAAAAUGUUAGGGUGGGAAUUGUCAUCAAAACAGAUUACAAUGAACAUCCUGAUGGGGAGUUUGAUCCCAAAGCCGUACCAGUACUAGAGGACAUAAGCUACGUAUCAGUACACGGUGAGGGAGUUCGUGUGCCCGUGCGUAUCCAUGGAAAUUCAGAAAUUCCAGUGAAGAACGUGACUUUCACAGAUAUGUCGAUUGGGAUAACAUACAAGAAGAAGCACAUAUUCCAGUGUGCAUAUGUUCAAGGUCGUGUUAUAGGUACUGUCUUCCCCGCCCCUUGUGAGAACCUUGACCUAUAUGACGAGCAAGGACAUCUGAUACGACGUUCUGAUUCUCAGAAUGCAUCGGACAUAGAUUACGACUUCUGAAACAGUUUCCGAUAUCCCCUGUUUCCAGGGACAAUUUUCCCAGUGGCCAACCUUUGUUACUAUUUCUUGCCUAGCCAUUUUCUAGUUUUUCUUUUUCUAUACCUGUAACUUUCCUCUUUCCCUCUCUUUGUACAUAAAAAAGAAUGAUUCCUUAUGUAUCCAAAUUUCCAACAGCCAUUCAGUUGUAUGUAAUGUGGAAAACAGCUUGAAGUUUUUUGCACUGUUUCAAACUUUUUAUGCCUUAGAUUAGUUGCUUGGUAUAUAGGAUGACAAUGAUUGUGUAUUA
Nicotiana attenuata is the source of this 1371-nucleotide messenger RNA. RefSeq names its product probable polygalacturonase. Gene Ontology annotation, biological process: carbohydrate metabolic process. The coding region runs from base 57 to 1085 and encodes 342 amino acids. The transcript is spliced from 4 exons. The record is from RefSeq and is a predicted model, not a curated record. NCBI's taxonomy places the organism in Eukaryota, Viridiplantae, Streptophyta, Magnoliopsida, Solanales, Solanaceae. Gene Ontology annotation, molecular function: polygalacturonase activity.